Neodiprion fabricii is the source of this 2376-nucleotide messenger RNA. RefSeq names its product cytochrome b5-related protein-like. Bases 899 to 2191 code for a protein of 430 amino acids. Gene Ontology annotation, cellular component: mitochondrion. The record is from RefSeq and is a predicted model, not a curated record. The transcript has 5 exons. Lineage: Eukaryota; Metazoa; Arthropoda; Insecta; Hymenoptera; Diprionidae. Gene Ontology annotation, biological process: lipid metabolic process.
GUUCGUUUGAAACAAAGUUGAAGCGGAUACAAUAGGAUAAAAUAUGAUAGUAUGUGUAAAUUUGAUUACAUGUAGUUUCUGUGAUUAUCAUUUCUGAUAGAAAUGAAAACAAAACUAUUCAACGAUGUUUAAAUACUCUUCUUCAUGCCAGUAUAAAAAACAGAUUGUUUCAUGAAAUUUCCCCGUGGCAUAGACCCUCUACAAUGCUCGUCUAUCUUCAAGCACGACGUUUUGCCAAAGAAGUUAUUUCAGUUUAUGCAACCGUAAUGCAAUUCCCAUCAAACAUAUUACCAACAUCAUUAAAAUUUCAAGCAAGGAGAUUGAAUGGAACGUGUCGGUUGCGGCAUGAUAGAACAGGCUAUCUUACAUUUAGCAGGAGUCAAGACGAUCGAUACAGAAUACAUCAGAAUUGUAAAAUUACAUUUACUAGGUGCUAAUUCAAUUAAAAAAGUUUCCAUUCUCGAAACUACGUCGUAAAUAAGGACAGAACAGAGUUUGCAAUUUUUAUAAACUACAGAUGACAGUCAUUUCAACGAUAAGUUUUUGACAUGUGAUAUACAGCAAUUUAUUUCGACUCUUUAACAUAUUUCUUGUUCACAACUGAGAACCGUGAUAAUAGUUAAUAACGCAGCUACUUAUCAUCUGAGAAUGAUUGAUGAAACCACAGUCACAAUUAUUGACUCCCCUUUCAACUAUUGAUUGCUGCAUCUACAUACAAGUGAUAAUAACACCACUAUUUUGUUGGUAGUAGUGGAAGCUUUAUAAAUCGCAAAGAAUUGAAAUUUUCAGUGUUCGGCCAUUAUUGUCAAUCAGUCAAGUAUACGUCAGCUGACUUGUUUGUCACGAAAUACGCGCAAAUAUUUGGUGAAGGAAUUUUACAACGUUACCAGCAACGAAAAUGACGGCAAAAAAGAUGGAGAGCACUCUCAUGGGGUUGAAGUACCCAAGUGAACGUGGCGCCGGAUUAAAGACUGGGGCAGGCUGGCUGAAAGGAAAGCGACUGGACGAUGGAGCCGAAGGACUAUGGCGGAUCGGUGAUAAACUCUACGACCUCGACGGAUGGGCAAGGAACCAUCCGGGCGGUUCCGAGUGGAUAACGCUCACCCAGGGGACCGACAUCACGGAGGCAUUCGAGGCACAUCAUGUAACGCUUCUUGCUGAACGUCUGCUGCCAGAGUUCUACGUCCGAGAAGCGACCGCCCCGAGGUCCUGUCCUUUCACCUUCAAGCCCGAUGGUUUCUAUCGAAUAUUCAAAGAACGUGCCAGGGAAGCCCUAAAGGAUGUCGACUUUCACAGGCCAACGAAGACCUCGAAUCUUAUUGCAGAUUUUCUCUUCGCCACCACGUUACUCCUCUGUACGACGGCUGCAGCGACCCAAUCUUGGAUCACAAUCGUGGCGAGCGGAAUAUUCUUGACCUGGACUUUGAAUGCGGGGCACAAUUACAUGCAUCAGAGGGACAACUACCGCAUGUGGUACAUGGAUUUGAGCCCAAUGUCCUCCAAGGAAUGGCGGAUCUUUCACGCUCUAAGUCACCAUCUUUACACAAAUACGCUCCUUGACCUGGAGAUAAUAAUGUUUGAGCCCAUCUUUCACCUGCUACCUCGCAAAGAUAAAGGACUGAUACCACGGAAUUUUGCAUGGCUCUAUUCUCCUCUCGUUUACAGUCUGACAUAUUUUAUACACGCGAUCAAAAGGAUCUAUUCUGUCUUUUGGGAGUUUGGCGAACCCGAGCUAAGAGACGCGGUACCCUUUCUGAUCCCGACAUUGAUGUGCUUCGUCGCACCUCCGCUGACCGCUUUUAUCACCUGGGCGAAGGUCAUCUUUAUUGCCAGCUGCCACUUUAGUCUGGUUGGAUUGAAUGCGGCACAUCAUCAUCCGGACAUCUAUCAUGACGGGGACGCCCGUCGCGAGGAUACCGAUUGGGGCCUUGCCCAGCUAGACGCGGUCCGUGACCGUGUCGAGAUCGAGCCUUCCAUAUUUCUUAUCCUGACCCACUAUGGGUCUCACACUUUGCAUCAUCUACUACCUACCGUGGAUCAUGCCUAUCUUCACCUAUGCCAACCAGCCUUUGAGCAAACCUGCAAGGAGUUUGGCGUCAGUACGGAACUUUGGACUCAGUGGAAGCUUUUGAAGGGCCAAUUCAAGCAGUUGGGAAACGUUGAACCGAAAAAUACACCGAACAUGCGAUGAUUAUCGAAAAACAUUUAACCGUGUCUUGAUACUUUCUUAAUUUUUAAAAUCCUUUUUCCACUGUAUCUAAUCAAUAUUGUUACUCAAUGUAUCCCUUGGCGUGUUGUGUAUUUUGGAAAUUAAAGUAAACGCUAUUGGAGGAUUAUUGAAUAAUUGCAAAAAUAAAAUCUGAAAAUUUACUAACA